Messenger RNA from Capsicum annuum, 4579 nucleotides. Its product is annotated as eIF-2-alpha kinase GCN2. Gene Ontology annotation, cellular component: mitochondrion; cytosol. Bases 223 to 3450 code for a protein of 1075 amino acids. Gene Ontology annotation, biological process: mitochondrial translation; protein phosphorylation. The record is from RefSeq and is a predicted model, not a curated record. The transcript has 25 exons. Gene Ontology annotation, molecular function: eukaryotic translation initiation factor 2alpha kinase activity; ATP binding; protein binding. Lineage: Eukaryota; Viridiplantae; Streptophyta; Magnoliopsida; Solanales; Solanaceae.
AAAAUUUGUUUCCGAAACGAGAAAGGAAGACAAAUUUAAAAGAACCACCAAUUGCCAAUUCUUUCACGGUUUCAUUCUGUCUCCCGCCCCAUUUCCCUUUCCCCUUUUAUUCAAUUCUCAGAAAAGGCAUACAAAAUUGGAGGGCUACGAAUUGCGUAUGUGCCCGAUUAUUUGAUCAAAUCUAGGGGUUUUAGUUGGUGAUCGUUUUAAGCGGGAAGAAGAAUGGGGCAAAGUUCAAAGAAGAAGAAGAAGAAGAGUGGAGUAGGGCGGCGCAAAAAGGGAAGAACUUCAUCCAAAGAUCACAAUUCCAUUGGUGAAGAUAAUUCUGAGUUGGUGGCCGAAGAGCUCACUGCAUUGUGUGCCAUAUUUCAAGAAGAUUGUGAAGUUAUUUCAAAGUCACCUUCACAGAUUCAUAUUAAGCUCAGGCCAUACUCUAAAGAUGCUGGCUAUGAAGAUUCAGACGUGUCAGCUCUUCUUUCAGUGAGGUAUUUGCCUGGCUAUCCGUACAAGUGCCCAAAGCUUCAGAUAAUACCAGAAAAAGGUUUAUCCAAGGCUGAUGCUAGCAACCUUUUAUCAUUGCUUUAUGAUCAGGCCAGUUCCAAUGCUCGAGAAGGUCGUGUAAUGAUCUACAGUGUGGUAGAAGCUGCUCAAGAAUUCUUGUCUGAAAUUGUUCCACAGGAGUGUCUACAUGGAGCUGUUUCAUGCCAGACGAUGGAUAUUACCAGCCAAUUGGCGUAUAAUGCAACAGUUUCAUCCAGUGACACCUGUUCUUUUGGUGGACUAUUUGUAUAUGGCUUUGUUGAUCUUUUUAGUGGCUCAGGUGAGUCGUGGCAUUGGAGCCUGGGAAUAAAUGAUAAUGGUCGGAUAGACUCUUUGGUGGAGUCCCACGUAUCAGUGGGUCUCAACCAUGAAUAUGACAAUCAGCAGAAGAAAAUUAACCAAAUUGUGAAGCCAGCAUUGCAUCAAGCAGCUAAGCAAGAAUCUUUGCGUAAAGCUGAAAAUAAAUUAGAUGCUCUUGAAGAAGAGAGUGAAGGCGAAAGUAAAAGUUCUAGUGAUUUGAGUAAAAGUUAUACGGAUGAAUCAAUUGAAGACCAUGUCAUGUGCAAGAAUAUUUUUCUGGAAGGGAAUCUAUCAAACUCUGGUGAUGCUCAGCAGGAAACUGAACCUGAACCUUCAGAACUGGUGUCCUCUGGAUCUCUGGUUCAUGACGAUUUACCCAGCACCCUAGAAAAAGACCUCAUUCUGGCACACUUGCUUCGGCUCGCCUGUGGCCCUAAAGGACCGCUAUCUGAUGCUUUGCCAGAAAUAACAUCAGAGCUCUUUGACCUUGGGAUUGUCUCCAAACGUGUACAAGAUCUGGCAACCAAACCUUCAAUCUUUGAUGGGGCUUUUGAUAGUGCUUUUCAAGCACAUAAGGUGUCAUCAAAGCUCUCACAAUUUUGGAAAGCUUCAUCGGAAUUCGAAGUGCAAAAUUCUUCACCUCCUCAAAACUCUCGAUAUUUAAAUGACUUUGAGGAGCUCCAACCCCUAGGUCAGGGCGGGUUUGGUCACGUUGUGCUCUGCAAGAAUAAGCUUGAUGGGAGGCAAUAUGCCAUGAAGAAGAUUCGAUUAAAGGACAAGAUUCUGCCUUUAAAUGACCGUAUAUUGAGAGAAGUCGCUACACUUUCCCGGUUGCAGCAUCAACACGUUGUUCGUUAUUACCAGGCAUGGUAUGAAACAGGCAUCACUGUCUCCUGCGAUGAUUCCAGCUGCGGUUCCAGAACAGUUGUGAGCUCUAGUUUCACCUUUGUGGAUGGGAGUAUGUCGAACCAGCUUGGACAGGAGAAUAAGCUCGAGUCGACUUACCUAUAUAUCCAAAUGGAAUACUGCCCAAGGACACUCCGUCAAAUGUUUGAAUCAUAUAGUCAUUUAGACAAGGAACUUGCAUGGCAUUUAUUCCGGCAAAUUGUGGAAGGCUUGACACAUAUCCAUGGACAAGGCAUUAUUCAUCGGGACUUGACACCUAAUAAUAUAUUUUUUGAUGCUCGCAAUGACAUUAAAAUUGGGGAUUUUGGCCUUGCCAAAUUCUUGAAACUAGAGCAGCUGGAUCAAGAUGUGGAUGCCUCUGAGAUAAUAGAAGUCUCUGUUGAUGGCACUGGCCAAGUUGGUACAUAUUUCUAUACUGCACCUGAAAUAGAGCAAAGGUGGCCAAAGAUUAAUGAGAAGGCGGAUAUGUACAGCUUAGGAGUUGUUUUCUUUGAGUUGUGGCAUCCUUUUGACACUGCAAUGGAGCGACAUAUUGUUCUAUCUGAUUUAAAACAAAAAGGAGAGGUUCCUCCUGCUUGGGCUGCGGAAUAUCCAGAACAGUCAUCCUUGUUGAGGCGCUUAAUGUCCCCUAGUCCAUCAGAUCGUCCAUCAGCUGUUGAACUUCUUCAAAAUGCCUUUCCUCCACGAAUGGAGUAUGAGAUGUUGGAUAAUAUUCUUAGGACAAUUCACGCUUCAGAUGAUACUGGUGCUUAUGAAAAAGUUGUAAAUGCCAUUUUCAAUGAAGACACUUUUAACACAAAAGGCCAUAACACAAAUCUUGAAAGUUUGAAGGUAGAUGGAAGGGAUACCUCAUGUAUUUUGUUCACUGAUCUACAGACUGAGAGCCGUGAUCAUGUCGUUGAGAUUGCCACAGAAGUCUUCAGACGACAUUGUGCAAAGCAUUUGGAGAUUAUACCCGUGCGAAUGCUGGGUGAAUGUCCACAGCCAAAUAGUCGAGAAAGGAACGCUGUUAAGCUUUUGACUCAUGGAGGGGACAUGGUUGAGCUUUGCCAUGAACUUAGACUACCUUUCGUGAAGUGGAUCGUUGCCACUCGGAGAUCAUUCUUUAAACGCUACGAAAUAGCAUAUGUGUACAGGCGAGCGAUAGGUCAUUCACCCCCAAACCGAUAUCUGCAGGGGGAUUUUGAUAUUAUUGGAGGAGAAAUUGCUCUAACUGAAGCAGAGAUAAUUAAGGCUACGAUGGACAUUAUCCUUCAUUACUUUAAUUUUGAAUCAUGUGAUGUUCAUUUGAAUCAUGCGGAUCUCUUGGACGCAAUUUGGUCUUGGGUGGGAAUCAGACCAGAACACAGACAAAAAGUUGCAGAGCUUCUUUCCCUUUUGGGUUCUUUGCGCCCUCAAUCUUCUGAAAGAAAGACGAAAUGGGUGGUCAUCAGGCGACAACUUCGACAGGAACUUAAUCUUGCAGAAACUGCUGUAAAUAGAUUACAAACUGUGGGGUUGAGGUUCUGUGGAGUUGCAGACCAGGCUCUUCCUCGAUUAAGGGGAGCUCUUCCUCCUGAUAAAACCACGCACAAGGCACUUGAAGAUUUGUCGCAACUUUUUAACUACUUACGCGUUUGGAGACUUGAUCAGCGUGUCUAUGUGGAUGCCCUUAUGCCACCAACUGAGAGUUACCACAGGAACUUGUUUUUCCAGAGUGGAUGAAUUAAAAAGCAAGACAAAGAUGCAACAACAGAUAGCAGGCGAAGAAAAUGUGUGUGCUCAUGUACAAAGGCUAGUCUAUAACUAAGGAACUGACACAUUCCGAAAAAGGCUUUUUUGAAGAGACCCAGACGAAAUUUCCCCUGAAGGGGCUUCCUAGCAAUUGAGCCACGCCCAAUUGGCUUACUAUGUAGCCCAGGGCGCCGCCUGGUGCGGUGCAGCACGCCUUUUGGGCAGUUGUCUCAAGGCUUGCUGCCCCCCUCGCCUCAUUGUGCUACCGAGACACCCAGGGCGCAGCCCGGGGCGUUGUCGUAGUGCAAUUUUAUGCCUCAGGUGAGAUUUUCUCCCCUUUAACUCCCAAAUCACAUACGUAUAAUCCUGGUUUGAUUUCUAACUUAUUUUAGAGCACUUUAAACUCGAUUACGAGGCUUCAAUACCUAAUCGGAUUAUUUAAGUGGAAUUUAAGACGCGAGGUGUAACAAUAUCUCUUACUUGGAAACCUUCGUCCUUGAAUGAAGUUUAUAGACUCAUGGAAAGCUCUACAUGCAAGAAAUAGAGGAUGCGACUUUGCUAUAGAACUUUCUUAUGGUUCCUAGGUACUACAAUACAUGAGAGCUCCAUAACAACCCACAAAGAACAGGUAUAAGCACGAAUCAUAAAAAUGUGGCUGUGUAAGGUUGAGAUACCUCACCUGUGAACUUUUAGCCCCACAAAAGAUGAGGGGAGUCACCAACAUAAAGUAAAUGAGAAAAUGCUACUGUACUUCCUACUUAAUUCCCAACCCUAAAUCCAUUAAUCUAGUGAAGUUGGUUGUCCUUAUUUAGCAUACUGUUGUGGCCUUCCAUAGCAAGAAUAAACAGAAAUGAUGAUUGAGAAUUGCCUUGCCUGUGUCCUUUCUGUGGUGAGAAAAAUGAUCAGGUCCACCAUUGAUCAAAAUAGAAUACUUUAAUGGUUAUACAUUAUGAGAAAAUUUGGCUAAUAGGCCUCUUCACGUCUCCAAUUAACAAAAUGGCCUACUAUCAUUUUCUCAUUUUAAAAUAAAAUUCAAAAAUUACUUUAAUAACAAAUUGGUGUAUAAUAAUAUGCUCCCUCUGUUUCAAAAAGAAUUACCUACUUUCCUUUUUAGUUCAUU